UAUAACUACAAUGCUUCUCAAGAUGUGGAGCUCUCCUUGCAGAUCGGCGACACUGUGCACAUCCUGGAGAUGUACGAGGGUUGGUACAGAGGAUAUACCCUCCAAAAUAAAUCUAAAAAGGGUAUUUUUCCAGAAACGUAUAUCCAUCUGAAAGAGGCAACUGUGGAAGACCUAGGGCAGCAUGAGACAGUGAUUCCUGGUGAACUGCCACUGGUGCAGGAGCUCACAUCGACUCUGCGAGAAUGGGCUGUCAUCUGGCGCAAGCUCUACGUGGACAACAUGGUCACACUCUUCCGCCAGCUGCAGCAGAUGACCUACAGCCUGAUUGAGUGGCGCUCCCAGAUCCUGUCUGGGACGCUCCCCAAGGAUGAACUGGCAGAGCUCAAGAAGAAGGUCACAGCCAAAAUCGAUCAUGGGAACAGAAUGCUUGGGUUAGAUCUUGUAGUGCGAGAUGACAACGGGAACAUCUUGGACCCAGAUGAAACCAGCACCAUCGCCCUCUUCAAGGCCCAUGAAGUGGCCUCAAAAAGGAUUGAGGAAAAGAUCCAAGAAGAGAAGUCAAUUCUGCAGAACCUGGACUUGCGGGGCCAGUCUGUCUUCAGUGCCGUCCACACCUACGGCCUCUAUGUGAACUUUAAGAACUUCGUCUGUAACAUCGGGGAAGAUGCAGAAUUAUUCAUGGCUCUCUAUGACCCAGACCAGUCCACUUUCAUCAGUGAGAACUAUCUAAUUCGUUGGGGCAGUAAUGGGAUGCCCAAGGAAAUAGAGAAGCUCAAUAACCUUCAAGCAGUGUUUACUGAUCUCAGCAGCACAGACCUCAUCCGGCCCCGCAUCAGCCUCGUGUGCCAGAUUGUCCGAGUGGGCCACAUGGAGCUGAAGGAGGGCAAGAAGCACACCUGUGGACUCCGAAGACCUUUUGGAGUAGCAGUGAUGGAUAUUACCGAUAUCAUACAUGGGAAGGUGGACGAUGAAGAAAAGCAGCAUUUUAUUCCCUGUCAGCAGAUUGCCAUGGAAACCUACAUCCGCCAGAGGCAGCUCAUCAUGUCACCCUUGAUAACAUCCCAUGUGAUUGGGGAGAAUGAGCCUCUCACCUCAGUCUUAAAUAAAGUGAUAGCAGCGAAGGAAGUGAAUCACAAAGGACAAGGGCUUUGGGUAUCCUUGAAACUAUUGCCAGGUGACCUCACACAGGUUCAGAAGAAUUUUUCACAUUUGGUUGAUAGAUCAACAGCAAUAGCCCGAAAAAUGGGCUUUCCUGAAAUAAUCCUGCCAGGAGAUGUUCGGAAUGAUAUUUAUGUCACCCUGAUCCAUGGGGAGUUUGACAAAGGGAAAAAGAAGACGCCAAAGAACGUGGAGGUGACCAUGUCUGUGUAUGAUGAAGAGGGUGAGCUCUUAGAGAAAGCAAUUCAUCCUGGUGCUGGAUACGAAGGCAUUUCAGAAUACAAGUCAGUAGUCUAUUACCAAGUCAAGCAGCCCUGUUGGUAUGAGACUGUCAAGGUAUCCAUUGCAAUAGAAGAGGUCACACGCUGUCAUAUCAGGUUUACCUUCCGGCACAGGUCAUCUCAGGAAUCCAGAGAUAAGUCGGAACGAGCAUUCGGGGUGGCCUUCGUGAAACUGAUGAACCCUGACGGCACCACUCUGCAGGACGGGAGGCACGAUCUGGUGGUUUAUAAGGGCGACAACAAGAAAAUGGAAGAUACCAAAUUCUACCUGACCCUGCCCGGGACUAAAGCAGAACUAGAAGAAAAAGAGCUCCAGCCAUCCAAAAACCUGGCCGGCUUUACCCCAAGCAAGGAGAGCACAAAGGAUAGCUUUCAGAUUGCCACCCUCAUUUGUUCCACGAAGCUCACCCAGAAUGUCGACCUAUUAGGUUUGUUAAAUUGGCGUUCCAACUCCCAGAACAUUAAACACCACCUAAAGAAGUUAAUGGAGGUGGAUGGAGGAGAGAUUGUUAAGUUUUUGCAAGAUACACUAGAUGCACUUUUUAACAUAAUGAUGGAGAUGUCAGACAAUGAGACAUACGACUUCCUUGUGUUUGAUGCACUGGUAUUUAUUAUUUCACUGAUAGGAGACAUCAAGUUCCAGCAUUUUAAUCCUGUCCUGGAAACCUACAUUUACAAGCACUUCAGUGCCACUUUGGCAUACGUGAAACUCUCCAAGGUACUGAACUUUUAUGUGGCUCAUGCAGAUGACUCCAGCAAGACAGAAAUGCUUUUUGCAGCUUUGAAAGCCUUGAAGUACUUGUUUAGGUUCAUCAUCCAGUCUCGAGUGCUCUACUUGAGAUUUUACGGCCAGAGCGAAGAUGGAGAUGAGUUUAAUGAUUCCAUCCGCCAGCUAUUUCUCGCUUUCAAUACGCUGAUGGACAGGCCUCUGGAGGAAGCCGUCAAAAUCAAGGGGGCAGCUUUGAAGUACCUUCCAAGCAUAAUUAAUGAUGUCAAGCUUGUGUUUGAUCCUGGUGAGCUCAGUAUGCUCUUCUGCAAAUUCAUUCAAAGCAUUCCUGACAACCAGUUAGUUCGGCAGAAACUCAACUGCAUGACCAAAAUAGUAGAGAGCAGUCUUUUUCAGCAAUCAGAGUGCAGAGAUGUGCUGUUGCCACUGCUGACAGACCAGCUCAGCGGCCAAUUGGAUGACAACUCCAGCAAGCCUGACCAUGAGGCCAGCUCGCAGCUUCUGAGCAGCAUCCUGGAGGUGCUGGACAGGAAGGAUGUGGGCCCCACGGGAAAGCAUGUGGAGGUGAUAAUGGAACGGCUGCUGAGAAGGAUCAACCGCACAGUGAUCGGGAUGAGUCGACAGUCUCCGCACAUCGGGAGUUUUGUGGCUUGCAUGAUUGCCAUCCUACGGCAGAUGGAGGACAGCCACUACAGCCACUAUAUCAGCACUUUCAAAACCAGACAGGACAUCAUCGACUUCCUCAUGGAAACUUUCAUCAUGUUUAAGGACCUCAUUGGGAAAAAUGUCUAUGCCAAAGAUUGGAUGGUCAUGAAUAUGACACAGAGUAGGGUUUUUCUCCGUGCUAUAAAUCAGUUUGCUGAAGUUCUCACGAGAUGCUUCAUGGAUCAGGCAAGCUUCGAACUUCAGCUCUGGAACAAUUACUUCCAUUUGGCGGUAGCAUUUCUCACCCAUGAGUCUCUUCAGCUUGAAACCUUCUCACAAGCCAAGCGCAACAAAAUUGUCAAAAAAUACGGGGACAUGAGAAAGGAGAUCGGCUUUCGGAUCCGGGACAUGUGGUAUAACCUGGGUCCCCACAAAAUCAAAUUUAUUCCAUCCAUGGUGGGUCCCAUUCUGGAGGUCACUCUGACACCCGAAGUAGAACUCCGUAAAGCCACUAUCCCUAUUUUCUUUGAUAUGAUGCAGUGUGAGUUCAAUUUAAGUGGAACUGGCAAUUUCCAUAUGUUUGAGAAUGAGUUAAUCACAAAGCUGGACCAAGAAGUAGAAGGGGGCAAAGGAGAUGAACAAUACAAGAUUCUUCUGGAAAAACUGCUCCUGGAACAUUGCCGGAAACAUAAGUACCUCUCCAGCUCCGGGGAGGUUUUUGCACUCCUGGUCAGCAGCCUCUUGGAGAACCUGUUGGACUACAGAACCAUCAUCAUGCACGAUGAGAGCAAGGAGAACCGCAUGAGCUGUACGGUGAAUGUGCUGAAUUUCUAUAAAGAGAAGAAGAGAGAGGACAUAUACAUAAGAUAUUUGUACAAGCUUCGGGAUCUGCACCGAGACUGUGAGAACUACACGGAGGCUGCCUACACGCUUCUCUUACACGCAGAGCUUCUGCAGUGGUCUGACAAGCCCUGUGUGCCUCAUUUACUUCAGCGGGACAGUUACUAUGUUUAUACCCAGCAAGAGCUCAAAGAGAAGCUGUAUCAAGAAAUCAUAUCAUAUUUUGACAAAGGCAAAAUGUGGGAGAAGGCGAUCAAACUGAGCAAAGAGUUGGCUGAGACUUACGAGAGCAAAGUGUUUGACUACGAGGGCCUUGGCAACCUCCUGAAAAAAAGAGCCUCAUUUUAUGAGAACAUCAUUAAGGCAAUGAGGCCUCAGCCUGAAUACUUUGCUGUUGGAUACUACGGACAGGGCUUUCCUUCUUUCCUACGGAACAAAAUCUUCAUCUACCGGGGAAAGGAGUAUGAGAGGCGAGAAGACUUCAGCCUGAGGCUGCUGACCCAGUUCCCCAAUGCCGAGAAGAUGACCAGCACCACACCCCCAGGAGAAGACAUCAAAUCCUCCCCGAAGCAGUACAUGCAGUGCUUCACCGUAAAGCCAGUGAUGAGUCUGCCUCCCAGCUACAAAGAUAAGCCAGUUCCAGAGCAGAUCUUAAACUACUACCGAGCCAACGAAGUGCAGCAGUUCAGAUAUUCCCGGCCAUUCCGGAAAGGAGAAAAGGAUCCAGACAAUGAAUUUGCUACUAUGUGGAUUGAACGGACCACGUACACGACCGCAUAUACCUUUCCUGGGAUUCUCAAGUGGUUUGAAGUCAAACAGAUUUCCACAGAAGAAAUCAGCCCUUUGGAAAAUGCCAUAGAAACUAUGGAAUUGACCAAUGAGAGGAUCAGCAACUGUGUUCAGCAGCAUGCCUGGGACCGGUCCCUGUCGGUGCACCCGCUCUCCAUGCUGCUCAACGGCAUUGUGGACCCAGCUGUCAUGGGGGGCUACUCCAACUACGAAAAGGCUUUUUUUACCGAAAAGUACUUGCAGGAGCAUCCUGAAGACCAGGAAAAGGUUGAGCUGCUCAAGCGACUAAUAGCAUUACAGAUGCCUCUGCUGACUGAAGGGAUCCGCAUCCAUGGGGAGAAGCUGACGGAGCAGCUCAAGCCGCUGCAUGACCGCUUGUCUUCCUGCUUCCGGGAGCUGAAGGAGAAAGUAGAAAAGCUCUAUGGGGUUAUCACACUGCCAGCCAACCUGACUGAGAGGAAGCAAAGCCGCACGGGGUCUAUCGUGCUCCCAUACAUCAUGUCUUCUACUUUGCGAAGGCUGUCCAUUACCUCGGUGGCUUCCUCUGUGGUUUCCACUUCUUCAAACUCAUCUGAUAAUGCUCCUUCCAGACCAGGAUCUGAUGGGUCAGUCCUGGAACCACUUUUAGAGAGGAGGGCCUCCUCUGGUGCCAGAAGUGAAGACCUGCCCCUCAAAGAGGACAAUGAAAACCGGAUCAGCAAGUUCAAGAGAAAAGACUGGACUUUGAGCAAGUCUCAGGUCAUCUCGGAGAAAGCUGCAGAACCUGAUUUGAUGAGCCCAACCCGAAAAGCUCAAAGACCCAAGAGUCUCCAGCUGUCGGACAAUCGGCUAACACCGUUUCAUUGUUCUUCACCUCCUCAGUCAACACCCUUGAGCCCACCUCCACUCACUCCUAAAGCCACCAGGACCCUAAGCUCCCCAUCUUUGCAGACAGAUGGGCUGGUGACUGCUCCUGUCCCACCUCCUCCUCCCCCCAAAAGCAAGCCCUAUGAAAGCAGCCAGAGGAACUCCACAGAGAUCCCUCCACCACUGCCAGUCCGAAGAGAAGCCAAAGCCCCACCUCCACCACCUCCCAAAACUCGGAAAUCUGGC
Tupaia belangeri chinensis (Chinese tree shrew) is the source of this 5532-nucleotide messenger RNA. RefSeq names its product dedicator of cytokinesis 5 (gene DOCK5). Gene Ontology annotation, cellular component: plasma membrane; cytoplasm. Gene Ontology annotation, biological process: myoblast fusion; small GTPase-mediated signal transduction; cell migration. Lineage: Eukaryota; Metazoa; Chordata; Mammalia; Scandentia; Tupaiidae. The record is from RefSeq and is a predicted model, not a curated record. Gene Ontology annotation, molecular function: GTPase activator activity; guanyl-nucleotide exchange factor activity; small GTPase binding.